UAGAAUGCCUGAUUAUCGCUCAUUCAGUUGGAGUGGAAAGUCUUUUUGCUGACUGCAUGAAGUGGAUUGUAAAGCAUUUUGCAAGGUUUUGGUCUGAGAGAAGCUUUGCAAAUAUACCUCCUGAGAUUCAGAAAAGUUGUCUUAAUAUGUUGAUUCAGUCCUUAAAUGAUAAGAAUGCUGCUUUUCUUCUGAUGGAAAGUGACAGGCUAAUCAUCAGUUUACCCAGAGUGAAGUGGACGGAAGCAGCACUGACCAUGGCGUCUCACCUUCAAGAAAAAUGUAUUGCAUUUAUUGUAGACAACUUCUCCAAGAUUAUUCAGAGUGAAAAUUUUGCUCUUCUUUUGCAGUCACAAGCAAUGAGUAGCACAGCCGAUCUGUUGGACACAAUUUUAAAAGCAAUUGAAGAAAAUGUCACCACUGAAAAUAGCUGCUCUCUUCUUAUGGCUCUGGACACAUUGCUGAACUCUGACAGUACAAAGGAAAUGGGUUUUACGUGCAAGAUCCAGGCUCUGCGUGAUAAGCUGUGGAUCUUCCUGGUUCAGUCUUUCUAUGCUGUUCGUCACACAGAAAGCUGGAAGCUGAUGAGCACAGAUGAUCAACAGAAAAUCCAGGCAGCUGCAUUUGACAAAGGUGAUGAUCGAAGACUUGGCAAAAAGCCAAUAUUCAGUAGCUCGCAGCAAAGGAAACAAGUUUCUGACUCUGGUGAUAUAAAAAUCAAAUCUUGGAGGGGAAAUAACAAGAAAGAGUGUUGGAGUUAUCUCUCUACUAAUAAAAAGAUGAAAUCUGAUGGAUUAGGAGCAUCUGGACAUUCAUCAAGUACCAAUAGAAACAGUAUAAAUAAAACUCUGAAGCAAGAUGAUGUAAAGGAAAAAGAUGGUACAAAAAUAGCAUCUAAGAUUACAAAAGAACUAAAAACUGGGGGAAAAAAUGUUUCUGGAAAGCCCAAAACUAUAACAAAAUCCAAAACAGAAAAUGGUGAUAAUGCACGGUUGGAAAACAUGUCAUCUAGACAAGUUGUAGAAAGAUCAGCAACAGCAGCAGCAGCAGCAACUGGACAGAAGAAUUUACUAAAUGGAAAAGGAGUGAGAAAUCAGGAAGGGCAAAUUACAGGUGCCAGACCCAAGGUACUCACAGGAAACUUAAAUGUGCAAGCCAAAGCAAAGCCUUUGAAGAAAGCUACAGGGAAGGAUUCUCCAUGCCUCAGCAUCGCAGGACCCUCCAGCAGAUCCACAGAUUCAAGUAUGGAAUUCUCAGUUUCCACUGAAUGUCUGGAUGAACCAAAAGAAAAUGGAUCAAUAGGAGAAGAAAAGCCUUCUGGACAUAAACUAUCCUUUUGUGAUUCUCCAGGACAGAUGGUGAAAAACAGUGUAGAUAGUGUCAAAAAUUCCACUGUAGCCAUAAAAUCUCGACCUGUUUCAAGAGUUACCAAUGGAACUUCCAAUAAAAAAAGUAUUCAUGAACAAGACACUAAUAUAAAUAACAGUGUACUAAAGAAGGUCAGUGGCAAAGGAUGUAGUGAGCCAGUACCACAGGCAAUUUUGAAGAAAAGAGGAACUAGCAAUGGAUGUACUUCAGCUCAGCAGAGGACAAAGAGUACCCCAUCUAAUCUUACUAAAACUCAAGGAUCCCAAGGAGAGUCACCAAACUCAGUAAAAUCUUCAGUCUCUUCAAGGCAGUCUGAUGAAAAUGUGGUAAAGUUGGACCACAGUACAACUACAGAGAAACAAGCACCUAAGAGAAAAAUGGUCAAGCAAGUACACACAGCUUUGCCUAAGGUUAAUGCAAAAAUAGUGGCCAUACCUAAAAAUCUAAAUCAGUCAAAGAAAGGUGAAACGUUGAAUAAUAAAGAUUCAAAACAGAAAAUGCUUCCUGGACAGGUUAUAUCAAAAACUCAGCCUUCCUCCCAAAGACCUUUAAAACAUGAAACAUCUACUGUCCAAAAAAGUAUGUUUCAUGAUGUGCGUGAUAAUAACAACAAGGACAGUGUUUCUGAACAGAAGCCUCACAAACCUCUCAUUAAUCUUGCAUCUGAAAUCAGUGAUGCAGAAGCACUCCAGUCAUCCUGCAGGCCUGACCCACAAAAGCCAUUAAACGAUCAAGAAAAAGAGAAGUUGGCGUUAGAAUGCCAAAAUAUUUCAAAGCUGGAUAAAUCAUUAAAACACGAACUGGAAUCAAAACAGAUUUGUUUAGAUAAAAGUGAAACAAAAUUUCCUAAUCACAAAGAAACAGAUCAUUGCGAUGCAACUAAUGUAUGUUGUCAUUCUGAUGGGAGUGAGAAUGUAAAUUCAAAAUUUUAUAGCACCACAGCCCUAAAAUACAUGGUUUCAAAUCCAAAUGAAAACUCCUUGAACUCUAAUCCAGCGUGUAGUUUAGACUCAACAAGUGCAGGGCAAAUCCAUUUGAUAUCAGAUAGGGAGAACCAAGUAGGGAGAAAAGAUACAAACAAACAAUCAAGUAUUAAAUGUGUGGAAGAUGUUUCACUGUGUAAUCCUCAAAGGACAAAUGGUACCUUAAAUUCUGCUCAAGAAGACAAAAAAUUGAAAGUUCCCGUGGAAGGACUGACAGUUCCUAGUAAGUUGUCUGAUGAAUCUGCUGUGGAUGAAGACAAACAUGCUACAGCAGACUCAGAUGUAUCUUCCAAGUGUUUUUCGGGACAGCUAUCAGAAAAAAAUUCUCCUAAAAAUAUGGAAACAUCAGAAUCUCCAGAGAGCCAUGAAACUCCAGAAACUCCAUUUGUGGGUCACUGGAAUUUGAGUACCGGUGUUCUGCAUCAGGGAGAGAGUCCUGAAUCUGACACUGGCAGUGCUACCACCUCCUCCGAUGACAUAAAGCCCAGAUCUGAAGACUAUGAUGCCGGAGGGUCUCAGGAUGAUGAUGGAUCAAAUGACAGAGGUAUCUCUAAAUGUGGCACUAUGCUGUGCCAUGAUUUUCUUGGAAGAAGUAGCAGUGAUACCAGUACUCCUGAGGAAUUAAAAAUUUAUGAUAGUAAUUUAAGAAUUGAAGUAAAAAUGAAAAAGCAAAGUAGUAAUGAUCUUUUCCAAGUUAAUUCAACAAGUGAUGAUGAAAUCCCUAGGAAAAGGCCAGAAAUUUGGUCUCGAUCUGCAAUAGUUCACUCUAGGGAAAGAGAAAAUAUUCCACGAGGCAGUGUCCAGUUUGCUCAGGAAAUAGAUCAGGUAUCUUCUUCAGCAGAUGAAACAGAAGAUGAAAGAUCUGAAGCUGAAAAUGUUGCAGACAAUUUCUCUAUAUCUAACCCAGCUCCUCAGCAGUUUCAGGGAAUAAUUAAUUUAGCUUUUGAAGAUGCAACUGAAAAUGAAUGUCGUGAAUUUUCUACAAAUAAAAAGUUUAAAAGGUCAGUUUUACUUUCAGUCGAUGAAUGUGAAGAGCUGGGAUCAGAUGAAGGAGAAGUCCAUACUCCCUUUCAGCCUUCUGUAGAUUCUUUUUCACCUUCUGAUGUUUUUGAUGGCAUUUCUCAUGAACAUCAUGGAAGGACCUGCUAUUCCAGAUUCUCACAAGAAAAUGAAGAUAAUAUUUUAGAAUGUAAACAAAGUAAAGCCAAUAGUGUAUGUAAAAAUGAAAGCACUCUCUUGGAUCUUAGUAGCAUUGACUCUUCAAGAAAAAAUAAACAGAGUGUUUCAGCCACAGAAAAAAAGAACACAAUAGACGUCCUAUCCAGUAGAGGCAGACAGCUUCUUCCAGAAGAUAAAAAAGUAAACAAUGGAAGCAAUGUGGAUAAUGACAUUCAGCAACGCAGCAAAUUCUUGGAUAGUGAUGUAAAAUCUCAAGAAAGACCAUGUCACUUGGAGCUUCAUCAAAGAGAACCCAAUUCUGACAUACCAAAGAACAGCUCUACAAAAUCUCUAGACUCCUUUCGGAGUCAAGUUCUGCCUCAGGAAGGUCCAGUGAAAGAGAGCCAUUCUACAACUACUGAAAAAGCUAAUAUUGCUUUAUCUGCAGGAGACAUAGAUGAUUGUGACACACUGGCACAAACCUGCAUGUAUGACCAUCGGCCUUCAAAAACCCUGUCUCCAAUAUAUGAGAUGGAUGUAAUAGAAGCAUUUGAGCAGAAAGUGGAAUCAGAAACACAUGUUACAGAUAUGGAUUUUGAAGAUGACCAACAUUUUGCAAAACAAGAUUGGACACUACUAAAGCAACUGCUCUCUGAACAGGAUUCAAACUUAGAUGUUACAAAUUCCGUUCCUGAAGACUUAAGUUUAGCACAAUAUCUAAUCAAUCAGACACUACUUUUCGCACGAGAUAGCUCAAAACCUCAGGGUAUAGCACAUAUUGACACUUUGAACAGAUGGAGUGAACUAACAUCUCCACUUGAUGAUUCCUCAGCGAGCAUCACCAUGGCUAGUUUUUCCUCUGCAGAUUGUUCGCCUCAAGGCGAGUGGACAAUUCUGGAACUGGAAACUCAGCAUUAAGUGUUAACAUUUUGGAAAAAUUUAUGCCACUCCUUUAUUUUUUGAUGCCUAUAUUAUAUCCAAAUGAUAAUUGCAUUAGCCGGAUAUAAACUUUCCUUAAUAUUGAGUCUUUCCGAUUUAAUGAGGUAAACAUAGUUUAUUUAUUAAUAUAUCACACACAUAGAAAAAUGUUUUUCUAAAGUUUUUGAGCAUGUUUUCUCUAAUUAUUAGAGAAAUUAGAAGACUUAUAAGGAAACCCUUGCUUCAGUUUUCCUUUCCUAGCUGAUGAUUUGUUCACUUGUUCAUUAUUCAAGAAUUUAAAAUGUGAAUGCACAAGUAGAUCAGUCCCUUUACUUUUUGCUCUGCAUAGGGUAACAUAGUAAUUUAACAAUAAAAAACUUAACUGUGCUUGUGUCCA
Molecule: messenger RNA, 4821 nt
Organism: Nomascus leucogenys (northern white-cheeked gibbon)
Lineage: Eukaryota; Metazoa; Chordata; Mammalia; Primates; Hylobatidae
Gene: BTBD8
Product: BTB domain containing 8
Cellular component (GO): synaptic vesicle; neuron projection terminus
Molecular function (GO): protein binding
Source: RefSeq, a predicted model, not a curated record